Messenger RNA from Musa acuminata AAA Group (dessert banana), 3341 nucleotides. Its product is annotated as putative pentatricopeptide repeat-containing protein At3g01580. The record is from RefSeq and is a predicted model, not a curated record. Bases 12 to 2324 code for a protein of 770 amino acids. Gene Ontology annotation, molecular function: RNA binding; protein binding. The transcript has a single exon. Gene Ontology annotation, biological process: RNA modification. NCBI's taxonomy places the organism in Eukaryota, Viridiplantae, Streptophyta, Magnoliopsida, Zingiberales, Musaceae. Gene Ontology annotation, cellular component: intracellular membrane-bounded organelle.
AUAGACCAUAAAUGGACCUUUUCGUUCCCGCCACGAGUACCACAAACAUGAUUAGCUCAUCUCCUCUGUCCUCUUCCGAAUACUUAAACCCCGUUAAGCUCCGAGCUUCGAAUCAGCCUCUCCAUCCUCAUCCAAAAUGGACCAAACUCCCUUCAAACCCCACUUCUCUGUCACCAAAAAAUUGCAUUCCCACUGCCCCACUCCCGCAGAAGACCCGCCCGACCGUCUCGCCAACCUCUGUCGAGAGAUUGAAGCAAGCAGUAGCAUCGAAGACGCAUUCCGAGGCUCUGGAUCUGUAUCUCCAAAUCAAACGUCAAGGAAUCGAACUGGGGGUUGUUCUCGAGACCAGGCUGAUCGAUUUGUUUAUGAAAGUUGAACGCGUAGAUGAUGCUUUUCUGGUGUUCGACGAAAUGCCUGAGAGGAACGUUGUCACGUGGACUUCGAUGAUUUCUGGGUGCGUCCGAAAUGGUUAUGGAGAAUUGGGGCUUCACCUUUUCGUCGAUAUGCUCGACUCUGGUGUGCUUCCCAAUGAUUUUGCAGUCAAUGCUGCCCUCCAGGCCUGCACUGAUACGGCAGCUGCUGAGCCUGGAGAGCAGCUGCAUUCGCUGAUCGCCCGCUCUGGUCUUGGGGAUGAUCGCUGGACUGCCAGUUGUCUGAUCGAGUUCUAUUCGAGAUGUGGGUUGAUUGACAAAGCUAAGUCAGUCUUUGAUAGGAUUACAGAUCCUGAUGUGGUGAGUUAUACUUCACUAAUUUCAGGAUAUUGUAGGAAUAAUGUGUUAGAAUCUGCGGUUGGAGUGUUUGAUCAAAUGGUGAGACAAGGGAUCAAGCCAAAUGAGCAUACUCUUACAAGUAUCUUAACAGCAUGCGGACCACUUCUUGGUGAACAGAUCCAUGCUUUCAUGAUCAAAACCAUGAUCAUCAACAGUGUUUAUUCUGCGAGUGCUUUGAUUGAUUUUUACUCGAGGAAUUUUGAGUUUACUCGGGCUAAAUUGGUGUUUCAACAAUUGGAACCUAAGAAUGUUGUCACUUGGAGCUCAAUGAUCUCAUGCUGUCUUCGGAAUGAGCAACCAGAGGAUGCCUUGAGAGUAUUCAAUGACAUGGUUAGUGCAGGCAUACAACCUAAUGAGUUCACUUUUUCAACUAUUAUUGGAGCUUGUGGAUUACCUCAAGAGUUAGCUAAGUUGGGAUUGCAGCUCCACUGCUUGGCGAUCAAGCGUAAGUUAACCUCUGAUAUCCGAGUGUCUAAUGCUUUGCUGACCAUGUACGCUAGAUGUGGUAAGAUUGAAGAGCUAGAGAAGGUGUUUGUGAAAAUUGAGGCACCUGAUACUGUCUCCUGGACUGCUGCUAUCUCUGGUAAUUUCCAGAAUGGAUGCGAUGACAGGUCCAUUGAAUUACUUCGCCACAUGCAUAGGGAAGGACACAAACCUAACGAGUACGGAUUAUCUAGUGCCAUAAGUUCUUGUGCAAAUCUUGCCUUACUCGAUCAAGGAAGGCAACUUCAUUCUCUUUCACUAAAGUUAGGGUGUGACCACGAUGUUUGCAUGGGGAAUUCACUGAUCACUAUGUAUGCCAAGUGCGGCUGCAUCAAGGAUUCAGAACUGGUAUUUGACAACAUGCAUACUCAUGAUAUAUUGUCAUGGAACUCAUUAAUUCAUGGCUAUUCAUAUAAUGGGCAUGGGGUAGAGGCCUUCAAAGUAAUUGAUAAGAUGUUAGAGAGCAGCUGUAGCAUGCCAGAUGACUCUACAUUUCUAGGGAUUUUGGUUGGGUGUAAUCAUGCAGGUUGUGUUGAUGAAGCAGUUAGAUAUUUCAAGAUGAUGAAUGAUCACUAUGGCAUUAUACCCUCUGCCUCACAUUGUGCAUGCAUGAUUGACAUGAUGGGUCGAGCUGGAAGACUCGAAGAGGCACAUCAUAUAAUUGAGCAGAUGCCAUUUGAGCCAGAUAUUACUAUGUGGAAGGCACUAUUAGGAUCUUGUACAUUGCACAGGAAUCUAGAACUAGGAAAACUUGCUGCAGAGAAGAUUUUCGAGCUGACCCCAACAGACAGCGCAAGCUAUGUGCUUCUCUCAAACUUGCAUGCUUUGCAUGGUGAAUGGCAGGAGGCAGAGAGAGUAAGGAGAAAAAUGGAUGAGAAUGAAGUCCAGAAAGCAGCAGGAUGGAGUUGGAUCCAGAUUAACAAUGAGGUACAUGCUUUUGUUGCAAGAGAUAAGUCUCAUCCUAGAUUUGCAUUAAUCUAUGAGAGAUUGGAAGAACUCUUUAAGAUAAUAAAGGAUGAGAGAUAUUCAUCUCAAACUAUUGAUGCAAAUGAGCUUGAAAUUACAAAUUGAUAAAAUAUAUUGAUUUUGUUGUCAAUUGGAGAAUCAUAUGAUGGAUUUGCAGGCUAAGCAUGCAACCCAAAUUGCAUAUGAUCUUACCGGUAUACCUUAGCAAAUUGGACAUGCAAUUUCAAGAUCUGCAGUCACAGGACUAGGAUGUCUCAUACAUGGAAAAAUGACACAUAAUCUAGUGAAUUCUUCUUUUGUAGUAUCUAUAAUUCCAAAAAGAAAGAAAACAGUGAUUUUGACAUUUAUGCUUCCAAAUACCUCCACCUUUGUGCUUGAAGCAUAUUCCCAACUCCAAAGAAAUUUGAUUCAUCCAAUGGAAUUUUUCUUAGGCUGAAUCAUUGACGCAACCAAGAAAAUUAGACAUGAUAUUCUGAUUUCUGCUACCAUGUAACAAGUUACACAUUUACAUAUAGUUUCAUGUCUUCUCCUUUCUCUUCUUGAAAAUAAUGGAAAUCUCUUGUUUCUUGUCCAAGUUAAAGAGCAGUACUGGGGGUUUGCCCAUUGCCAUUUUCAUUUUUCUUCCAUUUAAUCUGCAUCUCGAUUUCUUAAUUUAUUCUUGUAUGACCAUUGUGCAGGUUUAAAAUAAGGUUCAUUCUAACUGCACUUUUAUGUUGUAUAUCAAUUUGCACUUCUUUUGAGAAAACAGAAUCAUCAGUGUGUUUGUCCAAUAGGAUUAUCUUUCCCUUUCCCUUUGUUGCUAUUUGUUCAUAUUUUCCUCUGUUAGAGAACAUCAAGUAAACAAUUAGGCAAGGUGGACACUCUUGUAGGGUUUUAGGUGCAAUUAGACAGACAGCAGCACUACAUGCCAUCUUUAUGCACAAGACUUGUGGCAUGAUGUUAUUUUCAUCUUCAAAUAACCUUAGGGCUGAUCUCUAUAUUGGUUACAAUCGUGUUAAUGAUUUUGAAUUUGCCGAGAAAUUAUUGAGUUAAAAAUGUUGCCUGAUGGAAUCUUUAGGUGGACAACAAAGGAAAGCUCAAAAGAUGCACAGAUGAAUUUGGCCACAUGAGCUGUAAGAUGUU